GCGGCCCAGGAGAGCGAGCCGAGCGAGUGCGAAGCCGACCGGAACGGACGUUAAAUUUUGUUGGCCUGGGUUAUGUCUGAAAGCUUGACGCAUCGUUUGAACAAGUACCGUUCGCAGAAGAGCCCGCAUUCGCCUUCAUGCAGGAUGCUGUGUUCGCUGCUCCUUUGUGAAUGUCUGUGGCUGAUAGCCUGCUGUGCUCAUGAUGAUGACUGGAUUGACCCCACAGACAUGCUGAACUAUGAUGCUGCUUCAGGAACAAUGAGGAAAUCUCAGACGAAAUAUGGUACACCAGAGAAAAAAGGGGUUAGUUCUGACUUCUCAUAUGCUGAUGAAUUGUCGGGAUGUUACAGCAGACUUGAUUCUUUAACUCAUAAGAUUGAUGAAUGUGAAAACAAAAAGAGGAAAGACUGUGAAAGUCAAAACAGUCCUGUUUUUAGGAGAUACUUACAUAAGAUUUUAAUUGAAGCCAGAAAGCUUGGACUUCCUGAUGAAAAUAAAGGUGAUAUGCAUUAUGAUGCCGAGAUUAUCCUUAAAAGACAAACCUUGAUAGAAAUACAAAAGUUUCUCGAUGGAGAAGACUGGAAGCCAGGCGCCUUGGAUGAUGCACUAAGUGAUAUUUUAAUUAAUUUUAAGUUGCAUGAUUUUGAAACAUGGAAGUUGCGAUUUGAAGAUUUCUUUGGCGUAGAUCCAUAUGAUGUGUUUAUGGUGCUUCUGUGUCUGCUCUGCAUCGUGAUGUUAGUAGCUACCCAGCUCUGGACGUAUGUUCAUUGGUUCAUCCAGUUGAAACGUGUUCUGUUUGUCAGUUUUAUCGUCAGUUUGGGAUGGAAUUGGAUGUAUUUAUACAAGCUGGCUUUCGCACAGCAUCAGGCCGAAGUUGCCAAGAUGGAGCCAUUCAACAACAUGUGUGCUGAGAGGAUGGACUGGUCUGGAAGUCUCUGGGAAUGGUUUAGAAGUUCAUGGACCUAUAAGGAUGACCCAUGCCAAAAAUACUAUGAACUCUUAUUAGUCAACCCUAUUUUGUUGGUCCCACCAACAAAGGCCCUGGCAGUGACGUUCACCAACUUUGUCACAGAGCCGUUGAAGUACAUCGGAAAAGGAACUGGUGAAUUUAUUAAAGCGCUCAUGAAGGAGAUCCCAGUGUUACUUCACUUCCCAGUGCUGAUCAUCAUGGCAUUGGCUGUCCUGAGUUUCUGCUAUGGUGCUGGAAAAUCAGUUCAUAUGUUGAGACCUUUAGGUGGUCCCGGAAGAGAACCGCCCCAGGCUCUUCAGCCAGGUGACAAGCGCCAGCAGCGGGACAUUGAUUAUAGACCCCAUGGUGGAGCAGGUGAUGCAGAGUUUUAUUAUAGGGGCCAAAUUGCCCUCACUGAUCAAGGCCCUUAUAAAAGAACAUAUGAGGGUAGAAGAGAUGUUUUGAGAGAGAGAGAUGUUGACUUGAGAUUUCAGACUGGCCACAAGAGCCCUGAAGUGCUCCGGGCAUUUGACAGACCAGACGCAGAGGCUCGAGAGCAUGGUGAAGUGAUGCCCAGUCCCAGAGAGACUGGUGGCAUCCUGAGAGAAAGUGCACCAACAGAAAGCAGCACUGAGAGCAGCCGGCCUCCUGAGUCUGUCUCUAGCCAGGAGAUCCCAGGGACUGCGGAAGGUCCCCCUGCCGUGGGAAAGGCCCAGUUCAGGGAUGACGACAAAGGCAGUCCCGAGGAAGGCAGCAAACCCAGCCCAGCAAGCAUGGCUGCAGGAGCAGAUGACCAUUUGAGGAUGAAAUCUACUCUGCAAGCUAGCAAGGCAACAUGUUUGCUGUUGAAUGUUGACAGCAAUUCAGGGAAGACUUACUAAAGCAAGUUGAACAUAUCCAGUUUAUAACUGGAAGAGAGAGGCUUAUUGAUUGUCUAGCCAGUGUUUACCAGGAAAAUCAGAAUGGUGUAAACAGCUUUUAAAAGCAAUUUUUAAACGAAAUAAUGUUGAAUGUUUGCAGGGCCUAUGAACUACCAUAUACACAAAAUAAACACCUUUUUAUAUUAUUCUGGUUAGUAUGCUUGUCUUUGCUCAUUGAAUAUUCUUAUAAGGCCCCACGAAACUUAUGUGCACUUUUUAAAGGGAGGCAAUUCUAAGACAGUAUACCACAUAUAGAAUAUGUAAAUCAUAAUAUAAUCCCGGUGUUGAGUACUUCUGACAAGAAUAAUUGUUUUCCUGAGCCCUUAAUGUAAUUCCAGAUUGUGUAACUUUAUUUUUUUAAACAUUGGCUGUUUGGAGAAGUAGUUCUGUUUGUCAAUCAAAAUCACCUGAAGAAUUUUUACAAAGAGCUCCCUGGAUCCCUUCCUAGAUGUGUGCAGAGUCGGAAGCACCCAGAGGUGGAGGCAUUCCAGUUUGUUCCAGGGGUGAGCAUUUGCCAUGUGCAGUAGGCUUUAGGGUCCAGGCUCUGCUCUUGUUUUUGCUGAACUAACUUUAUGUCAUGUCCUGUUAAGUAUCCUUGUAAACUCCUUUCAGUUUCUGGGAAGAGGCUUAAUGACAACUGAGGCCCUAACCUACAUCUUUCAUACUGAAAUUUUAUGAGUUGUUUUGGUCAAUGAAAGACCACUUAUACAGUGGUGGUCCCAUAAAAUUAUAAUGGAGCUGAAAAACUCCUAUCACCUAGUGACAUCAUAGCCAUUCUAACAUUAU
Molecule: messenger RNA, 2655 nt
Organism: Molossus molossus (Pallas's mastiff bat)
Lineage: Eukaryota; Metazoa; Chordata; Mammalia; Chiroptera; Molossidae
Gene: CLCC1
Product: chloride channel CLIC like 1
Exons: 12
Coding region: 73-1830 (585 amino acids)
Cellular component (GO): membrane; endoplasmic reticulum
Molecular function (GO): chloride channel activity
Source: RefSeq, a predicted model, not a curated record